AUGGAAAGGAUUAGAGGGAUGGGUAAAAAAUUGGAUCUGGAUCUUCGACUUUAUGAACUUCAUUCUCUAUUGAAGGAGAUUGACAACGCCUCCAGGAAUUCGUCGUCAAACCCUUCUGGUUCUGAUGAUGAUAUUGGCAACUUGGGGGUGGAAUUGAGGUUCCUGAAAACAUUUAUUGUGUUAUUAUCAAAGAACCAAAAUAAUGGUUAUCCCGAGGCCAAGAUGAUGGCGUCCCAGGUUUCUGCUGGAUUCAAAGAGUCGAAAUGGGAUUUCAGAAAUGCUAAUUCCAUGAAUCUGGAUCCUGCGAUUUCCAGGUUGCGAGAGAAGUUCACGAUUUGGAGGCCACAGGUCAAAGCAGCUUAUGAUUUUUAUGAAUCCCGCUUGGAUUUUCAACAUGAUGAUGUUACCUGGAUAUAUUUUGCAAAUUCACUGGAACAGAAUAUGCAGGAUCUCCUUUCCUGGAAUAAUGGCAGAAUUCCUUCAGUCGUCGUCCCCAAACUCGAAGCCCUGAAAGAGAUGCUUGGGAGCCUCAGGUGUUUCGUUCAGGUUGUUCUACGUCUGAGUCUCCAACAAGGCAAAUUUAGAAACCAUUUGACUGUUUUUGGAGCUGGACUUGUCCGAGCAGCACGUGUUUGUUAUAUUUCCUGGGUGGAUAUUAACCAUUUAGAUGAAAGAAUGGCUGUUCUGCUUAGUGAUCUGAUCAUGAACAACUUCAAGCCCAGAACCCCUGUAGUCAUUGAGGGGUGUCUGGAAGCACUUAUGGUGUUCACCUCUAAAGCCGAAGCAUUGUUACACAAUUGUCUCGUUCCACGUGAAUUGUGGUCCCAUGUUGCAAGUGCAAGUGUGAGCGGUUUAUUGGUACAGCUCUUGGGUGCCAUGACGAUGUUUGCACCAAAGGUGCUAUCCCAAGAGUACACAUAUUUUAGUAUGGCAUUCGUCUGCUUUUGUCGAUUUCUCUGUCCAGAGAAGUAUCAAGUUGAAACUCUUCACCAUGGGCUAACACACCUUUUACUGUUCGUCUGGCAUUUGUAUUUUGGCAACAAAAGCGAUGCAAUCAGGCUGCUUUUGGUUGACAUUGUAGCGGCAUUUGAUGAGCUAGGAUCUCAUUUGUGUAAUGGACACGCGACGACCAGUGGAGAGAUUGAUCCUUCACUCAAUAAGUUGCUUCAAAAGAUAAUGCUUCUGGUGGUUGAGGUGAUCCUCGAAACCUUCAAUCCCCUUAACAGUGUCUCCAUAUCCAUGGAACAAUCUCAAUUUGAUUCUAUUGAAGAUGGACUACUCUGUUUGUGCAAAUUUUUGGGAGAUGAGAUUCCUCCAUCGUGGACAUUUAUUCUUCAUCUUGUUUCAACUGCUAGAUCAGUCUCCGACAGGGAAGGCAAAUCUUGCACCAUUUAUGAAGGGCAUCCCAGUGUUGUUAGUGCGCAGCUGUUUAGUGAGCAUAUUCUCACUGUUAGAAUUCUUAAGAUGGAGAUAAUGUUAAAAGAGUUUCUUGACAGAUUUCAAAAUCGUCUACUGCCUGAUGUCAAGAAACAAAUAGAAAGGCUUCAUGAGGAGCUAAUGAUUGUCACAUUUUUUCUGGCAGCAAAUCGAGGAUCAAAGGAAACACUUGAGGAAGCCGUUCUAAUACAUGUAUUUUCAACUUUGAACUCUUUUCUUUCAAACAAAAUAAGUGCGGACUCAUUGAGGUCUUUCAGCUUAUCGCUUCGUGAGUUGUUAGAAAGGGUUGAGCUUAUCAGCACAGAGAUCAAAGGGAGAUAUCUAAAUGAUCGAAACUCUUUGCCACUCUAUUCCUCCACAACUCCAGAAUUGGGAUCCCUGGAUUUCCUUAAGUCCUUGAGAUCAUUCCUUAAGGAUUUGGAAGACAAGCUCUAUGACUGCGAGCAUGCAGAUUUGAGAACUCUUAUUUCAGACAUUGUAGGAGUGGCAUCGCAGGUGGAAUAUAUUAGUGAUUCAUUGUUAAGGAAAGAUGAUGUUCCAUGGUACUAUUUCCUAUGGCUUUCUGAUCUCAUAGAAGACAUGAAACUUAUUAAGGUUCAGAUCUCCAAAUUCUCUGAGAAGGAGCGUAACGUCAGCAUUAAUAAUGUUCUCCAGGCCUCAACCCCAACGAAUAUUUCCCAAAUUGAUGAAGUCGUGGUUGACCUUGUUGAUGAACACAAAUGGGUGAUUGAUAGGCUCACGAGAGGAUCAUCUUUGCAGCUAGAUGUCACUUCCAUUGUUGGGAUGGGGGGAAUAGGUAAAACAACUCUUGCCAGGAAGGUAUAUAACGAUCCUGCAGUCACCUAUCACUUCCAUCAACGUGCAUGGUGUUGUGUUACCCAAUUUUAUCAAAAAAGAAAACUAUUGCUUGAAAUUUUGGGUGGGAUGAUGGAACUUACUACCAAAAUACUAGAAAUGAAUUAUCAUGAGUUUGCGGAGAUGCUAUACAGAUGCCUGAAGGGAAAAAGAUAUUUAAUAGUUCUUGAUGACAUAUGGAGCAUUGAGGCUUGGAAUGACUUGCAAAAAUCAUUCCGAGAUGACAAAAGGGGAAGCAGAAUUUUGAUAACCAGUCGUCUGCAUGAUGUGGCUGCUGAGAUUAAAGCAUUUAUGGAGGACAAAGAAAUUACGGUUUGCAAGUUGAUACGGCUAUGGACAGCUGAAGGUUUUAUCCAACACACAGGGGCACAGAGCAUUGAGGGUGUUGCAGAGGAAUACUUAUCUGAUUUAAUAGGUAGAAACUUAGUUAUGGCUUCCAAAAGAAAAUCGAACGGAAGAGUCAAAACUUGCCGUGUCCAUGACAUGGUAACAUCUCGCGAUGAAGCUUUUUCUUCAUAUCCUGAGAAUUUAUUCUUACUUCCUUGCAACUAUAGCCAUCCUGAAGAUCCUGUGACAUGUCAAAAACGGCGAGUGUCCUUUCAUACCAAGAGAAAACAUUUUGUCAUGUCAAGACCAGUAGGGCCACAUGUUCAUUCUCUACUGUGCUUUGCCACGAGUGAUUUGCGUCCAACGAGCCCCUACGAGAUCUCCUUCAUUCCUGAAAGUUUUAAACGUCUUAGAGUGCUGGAUUUAGAAUGCAUCAACAUGGGUCAGAGUUUCCUCAUUGGAAUAGGAGUUUGGGUUUGUUUGAGGUAUUUAGCACUUUCUGGUGAUGUUGACCGUAUUCCGGACUCACUAGCCAACCUCAGGAAUUUGCAAACUUUUGUAUUUGUUGGAUUAAAAGGUAUAUUAGAACUGCCAGCUACCCUUUGGAGCAUGGAAAAGUUGCAACAUCUACAUGUUAAGCCAGGUGCACAAAUGAAACGUUCUGCCCAGUUACUUAAUUUGGUCAGUCUUUCGUCUCUUUUCCUAUCUAGUGGUCAAGAGGCGGAAAACAUUUUGGGAAGGUUACCCAAACUUCAAAGGCUCACAUUCAUUAUUCCAGAUUUUGGAGGUGUAGAUGGUGGGAACUGGGAUCAGUUUCCAGAGCUGGAAUUUCUGAAUGAUCUGGAGUCACUCAAGGUACUCUAUUCUGGCAGGAAGUUUUGUCCUCGUAAAUUUGAUUUCCCAUUAACUCUUAGAAAAUUGACCCUGUCAGAAUUUCACCUACAAUGGGAUUGUGUUUCUGAAAUUGGGAAGCUACCCAACAUUGAGGUUUUAAAAUUACAUGCUAUAGAUUUUGAUGAGAAAAUAUGGGACAUGGAAGAUGUGGAGUUCUCGAAACUGACAUUUCUGAAACUUGACACUCUAAACAUUGUUCAAUGGAAUGCAUGUGCUGACAAUCUUCCCAGGCUUCGAUGCCUUGUUGUGCAAAAUUGUAGACAGCUUGAGGAGGUCCCUUCAGGUCUCGGAUACAUUCCAACUUUAGAGGUGAUCGAGGUACAAAUGUGUCAAGCCUCUGUUGAAGAGUCAGUUAAAAAACUGAAGCAGGAACAGCAGGAAUGGGGAAAUGAAGAGCUGGAGAUUAUAAUCAAUCAUUCGCAUUGUGAUUCUGAUUGCGUCAAUGAUCUCCCAUGA
Messenger RNA from Oldenlandia corymbosa var. corymbosa, 3969 nucleotides. The record is from the annotation of a GenBank genome assembly. NCBI's taxonomy places the organism in Eukaryota, Viridiplantae, Streptophyta, Magnoliopsida, Gentianales, Rubiaceae.